Colossoma macropomum (tambaqui) is the source of this 2888-nucleotide messenger RNA. It is a transcript of the gene angpt2a, whose product is annotated as angiopoietin 2a. The record is from RefSeq and is a predicted model, not a curated record. NCBI's taxonomy places the organism in Eukaryota, Metazoa, Chordata, Actinopteri, Characiformes, Serrasalmidae. The coding region runs from base 283 to 1725 and encodes 480 amino acids. The transcript is spliced from 9 exons.
UGUGGGAGACCGGUGACGGGGAGAACACAUGCUGGGAGUGGGGACCUGCCAAGUGACGCUCUGUUACUACACGCUGACAUUUGUCUCCACCUCCUGCUUUUGCCAGAGUUAUAAAUGAAGCUCACGCACAGCGAGAAGACAAUCCUGCACAGGGACACCCACGCAGAUGCAGUUCAAGAGUUAGCAGAAGCUCUGAAGUUCUGACACGAGACCACUGGAAGACAAUUCUCAAGCAAUUCUUGGACGUCUCAAGCAAGAAAAAGCUGAACCUUUAGGCACAAAAUGCUGAGAGCUGGAGUUCUCGUCUUGAGCUUCUGCUUCAUCCUGGGAGAAGGGUUCUCAAUAGGCAAGAAGCAGUAUCAGAUUCAGAACGGACCAUGCAGCUACACCUUUCUUCUGCCGGAGCCAGAGAACUGUCCACCCAGCAGCUACAGCAACCUGGCGCAGAGGGACGACCCAGCUGAUUACGAGCAGUCGGUCCAGAGGCUGGAGCAGCUCGAGAGCAUCAUGGAGAACAACACACAAUGGCUGCUCAAGCUGGAGAACUACAUCCAGGAGAACCUGAGACAAGACAUGGCCCAAAUUCAGCAUGACGCUGUGCACAAUCACACAGCUACCAUGAUUGAGAUCGGCACCAGCUUCCUGACUCAGACGGCAGAACAUGCACGAAAGCUUACUAGCGUCGAAGUGCAGGUUAUAAACCAAACAACUCGGCUCGAACGUCAGCUCCUUGAGAAUUCGAUCUCCACGUACAAACUGGAAAAAGAGAUUCUCUUGCAGACCAAUCAAAUAGACAAGCUGAAUGAAAAAAAUAGCUUCCUGGAGAAGCGCAUAGAGGAGAUGGAGACGCAGAGGCAGGCAGAGUUAUCGAGCCUCCAGGAGGAGAAAGAGCAGCUUAAGCUGCUGGUGGAAAAGCAGACCAACGUCAUCAAGGAGCUCGAGCAACAACUGCUGAGCGCUUCGGCCAUGCAGCAGGAGCAGCAGCAGCUGAUAGAGAGGGUCAACAGCUUCAUCCACACCAUGUCUGUUCCCACCCCUGGCAAACUGGCCAUGAUGCAGGACACUCCGUUACAGUACAGAGACUGUGCUGCAGUCUUCAAGUCGGGAAACAAAGAAAGUGGCGUCUACACACUAACCAUCCCUGAUACAAAGGAGCAAAUAAAGGCAUACUGUGACAUGGAAAUAGAGGGAGGUGGAUGGACAAUAGUGCAGAAGCGAUUCAAUGGCCUUGUUGACUUUCAUCGGACGUGGAAAGAGUACAAAAUGGGAUUUGGAGAUCCUUCAUCCGAACACUGGCUGGGGAAUGAGUAUGUCUCCAAGUUGACCAAUGAACAUCAAUACACUCUCCGAAUAGAGCUUAUGGACUGGGAGGGGAAUGCAGCCUUCUCUCAGUACGACCAGUUUUCCCUCAGCAACGAAGAGCAAAACUACAGGAUACACCUUAAAGGCUACAGUGGAACAGCAGGCAAAAUCAGUAGCCUUGCCCAGCCAGGAAGUGAUUUUAGCACAAAGGAUGCAGACAACGACAAAUGUGUUUGCAAGUGCUCACAACUGACCACAGGAGGCUGGUGGUUCGACGCCUGUGGCCCUUCCAAUCUCAACGGCGUAUACUAUCAGCAAGGGCAGAACACCAAUCGCUUCAAUGGUAUUAAAUGGUACUACUGGAAAGGCUCGGGAUAUUCACUCAAAGCGACUACUAUAAUGAUAAGACCAGCAGACUUCUGAUCAACAAAUGGAGAGUCAGUGAGGCAAAAAAGCUUUCACACCCAAUAACGGAACCAUAUGUUUGGAGGAUGAAACGCUUGACAUUUAUCAAGCUGUUCAGCGACGAAAGCCUUUUGUUUAGAGAUGAAACCACUUGAAAGAACAAGCAGAUUUAAAUUAAGUAUUAAAUCGGUAGGAGCAUGUGUGAAACGUAAAAAUUUAACUAUUAGGGCUCAGCACAGGGGCAAGUACCAUUAAAAAGAAGUGUCACGGGCCACUUAGCUGCUUUAAAAUGGACAUGCGCUUAUGGACUGAAUGCUUGAUAGGGUUUCCAUUAUUCCUCAUGCAAAAAACGUAAGGCAGACAAAAGUAAAUUUUCUAGAGUAUCUAUAUAUUUAUGAGCAUACUGUAAAUACCACACAGUUACUUAUUAUGAGGAUGUUUGAUAGUGACAAUGCAACUAUGGUACAAAAGCAGCAAAUGAUGCAUAAGUGUCCUUGACAUCAGUAUGGAUGUGUAUUAUAGAAACAAAGCAAAACUGAGAUGUUCUUUUGUUUACAGCUUUUGUUUUGCAUCUGAAGUCAAUUCAGUUUUUCUUUUUAAUCAGAAUAUGUUUAGAACUUUUCUAGGAAAAUGUCUAAAAACAUUUUCAAUGGAGCUUAAAUACAAAACUAUAGCAUACAGAACAGGAUUUGCACGAUUGUCAAGGACGAACUUAAUUAGAGUCUUUUUUGGGCUCACUGAACUUGCACAGGAUAAAAAGGGUAGUACCAAUUUUUAAUGUAGAAAAAGGGUAUGGAUAUAGAAUAUGGAUGUAAAAAUGGAUAGGUUUUCUGAAAACAGCAGUGGUGAAUGAGCCGUGUGUCGACAAAUGUCUCAAAUUCUCUAAAGGUAUAAAAGUAGCAAAUGCAAAUCUGUUUAAAAAUAAAUUACAAAAAUAGGACAGUCCAAAGAAGCCAUUAGAUUUAGUGCACAAAUGUCUCUGACUGAGAGUAGAAAGUUGUAUUUUUGCAACUAAAUGAUUAAAUAAUUACAGUUAGAGCUUCAGAACUCUGCUUAGUAAAGUACCAUUUGCUGGCUUCGUGGGUUGUGCUGGCAAUCUCGGUCUUGCUGAGGCCUAAUCGCUGACAUUUGGUAGCAUCUGGGUCGCUAAAAAUAUUUUUUUUCAGCUUGACUAAAUUUUU